Prorocentrum cordatum is the source of this 2550-nucleotide messenger RNA. Lineage: Eukaryota; Dinophyceae; Prorocentrales; Prorocentraceae. The record is from the annotation of a GenBank genome assembly.
AUGGAUUGGGAAGAUGAGGCUGCUGGCAUGGAGGACGCCUUCGGCUCCGAGGAGGAGUGCUUUGCGCAACAGUGCACCGAGAAGAAAAAGUGUCACGGCAAGUUCUGCGCCAAGCACCACAAGGCAGCGGAGAACAUCAAGAACCAAGCUGACAAAGAUGGCGAACUACAGACCUAUGCCGACAUCUUCAAUGACCCAGUCAAGUGCAACCAAGCUUUCGAACAAUACGAGAAGGACAACUGCGAUGGGCGCUUCCGCAAGAAGCUCAUCGACUGGGGCCAAAGGAAGCGGGCCUUCGGCGUGAAGAUCAGCACCGAAGAACGCGGCAUUGAGGAGUGGCUGGACGUGACAGAAUACGUCACUAUGAAAACCAAGAACAUGCAAGAGGGCCCCGACAAGGAGCAGUUGAAGAUUGCGAAGACCAAGGAGUUCGAGGAGAUGUGCAAGGCGCCUGGCAUCGAGAAGGAGGGCGAGUGGCCCAACACGCGCAUCUGGGUCUUCGUGAAGAAGCAACGGAUUGGAGAUGUCGAGAGGUACAUUGGCACCAACUUCGAGGAAGGGUCGAAACAGAUGAAGGAUAUGACGAAGGAAGAUAAAGACCAGUUCAAGCAGUACACCCUGACCUCAACUCCCUCGAGCAGCAACGCUUUCUUGGCGGGGACGCUCGGGAAGGGCACUGGUGGGUGGGGCGACGACGGCGACCGCGACAGCGCGGCGCAGAAGGCGAAGCCAAGUGAUGAGCAACAAGAAGGGCCACCUCAAAAGAGACUCAAGCACGUUGAUGUGGCCAACGUGGCGCCCAAGUUGACAGAGAAGCUCGCGAUCAAGGUCGACAAAGCGGAGAGGAGCGCCACUGCCCAGAUGGCGUUGAUGGAGCAGGCACUUCGCGAUGCCACACCUUUCGGCCACACCGACCAGUCCUUGACUAACUACAAGCAGACCGUCACCGUUCGCAUGCACGCGUUGCGCCUUUGGGUUGGUCCUACUGUCGUGGACGCGCAGCAGCCGCCAACGCCAGUGGCACUGCAGACCCCAGUGAAGCAACAGACGUCCGCCGAGAAGCUGGAACCCACGGAAGGCACGAAGGACGAGCAGGAUGACAACCAGCAGAAUAACGAUGACGACAAGAAAGACGCCUCAUGCCAGAAGGCCGUGGAGGGCACUCCUGAAGCCGCAGCCACAGCUAGCCCCAAGGAGGAGUUGGCACCACCUGGAGGCGGAGGCGAACUGUCCUCGGCCGCAGUGGGCCCGGCAACGCCCACGACCGACACGAAGAAGGCUGCCCCCCAAUCUGUGAAAUCCAGCGGUAGCACGAGCGUAGUACAGAAGCAGAGCAGGACCUUGAGAACCUACUUAGCUGAUCAAGGAGUUCGUGGCCAAGUCUGUAAUGACAUCUCAAAGUUGAUCUCAUUGCCUGAGUUGCGGCAUCACGUUGAGAAGAUCCCCAGCGCGGUAUCAUCGGAUGAGCUCACUGCCAUCGAGGAGGCCAUCAAUGUGGGCUGCGAGUACUUCGCCCAGUUCAUCACAUCGCUGAGGCAGUCUACGGGAUCUCUCACUGGCCACAUCAGGAACCAGAAGAGCAAGGCCGACAGGGACGAGAGGAAGAAGGCAUUGGAUGAGGCCAACAAACAAAUAAAAGCCUCAAAAGAGGAGACGAAGCGCCUGCAGGAGAAAUUGAAAGCGACAGCCAAGAUGGCGCCACCACUCUUCAAGCUGCAGUCCGAGGAGCUGUUGAGCCACAACCUGAUCAUGAAUGUCAAGGCCGCUGAUGCGGGCAAGGGGCUAGAAGAUGAUACCAUCUUGGCACCUCUCGUCAUCAAAUCCCCGCCUGAGUGGAAGCUGGCAUCUGAGCAGCCCGCUCUUGCAGUUCAGCUUGGCAAGUUUGGCGCGAGCUACAACAAUACUCCAGAAGCUAAGCAAUCAGGUCGGGCCCAAGAGCCUCUCUACACCGGUGAGGGGAAAGAGGUUGCUGACCUAUUCCUGGAGAAGCACAUGAAGAACGUGAAUGAGUCUCUCCAGAUCCAUCGAGGCAUUGAGGGUGUAGAUACGUUCAAGAGCGUCGUCGAGAGCACGUGGAUGUGGGGCUACAGAAUCCCAAACCACCACGUCGCUCAGAGCCCGAACGGCCUCGGGAUGAUCAACACAGUUGUGUACGGCUCAGUGAACGUGAUGCUUUUUGAUGCUCAGCAAGUGGUCCCAGCAUAUCGACAGAUCCUCGGGAAGGACGGCAUCACGCUUCAAGAUGUGAUACAUAAUAUCGAGAUGUCAGGCUCUGAAGAGAUCAAGACAUUGAAAGAGAAGGGCACGAUCAUUCAGUAUGUCUCUCUCGCCGCUGGUGACUCGAUCUACGUGCCCAGCGGCUGGAUUCUAUCAGAAAGCGUGUCGAGUGGUGCGAUGGUGUACGGCCUUCGCAAGACGACUCUGUUCAAGACCGCUGGAUCCGAGUCGUGCGCAGAGAUGCUGGGGCUGACGGCUGGCAAGAAGCAUCCCAAGCAAGAGGCUGUCUUGAAGUUUCUCAAGGGCACGGCUGAUGAGGACGCCGACGCCUAG